CUCAACGAGUGCGUUUUUUCGAAAAUGGUACUACUUGACGAAAAUGAAUGCUCCUUUGAAAAACGUAGCAGUUUUUUUUUCCCGUAAUAAAGAGAUCUAUACGAAAGAUCCAAGAUCAGAAGCCCGUCGGUGGAAUUUUUUCUAUGCUAAAAAUGAACCAAAUGCUAUUGCAUGGAACAAGACGAAGAUGAAAUGCUAAAUUGGAAGCAAAUUAUUGGAACAGCAACCCAUAACCCAAUGGAUGCUUACUUUAUGAUUUGCUGUCGAUCCAACUACAAAAUUUGAAUUUGCUUAUUCUUGUGGAAGUAGCGAUCUUCUUCUUGACAACAUUUGCUUGUAAAAAUAAUCUGUACAACUACAACUUUGCACCCUCUUGGCAUCUCUUUUGACAUCAGGACUGGUUUGUUGAAGCAGGAAAUAAGUUUGGAGAUCGUCUCUUCUAUCUGUAUAAAAAUAGACUCGGAUAUUCUAUUUCUAUACCCGCUUUCGAGUAACAGUAUACAUUUCUUGGAGUAAGAAGGAAUUCACAGUUAUGAACUAUGAUUUGUAAGUGAAAUUGAAUCGAGUGUGUCUACAAGAAUAAAGUACCACAAUUUGCUGACUUUUGUUGUAUACCAUCUUGAUCAAAAACGAACAUAUUGACAAAACAUCUAUCAAACAACGAAUAAACAAUAACUACAAGAAAAACCAAUCCUAUAUUCCAAAAAAACUUCUAUACUGUACGGCUACGGAUAAGAUAAAGAUUCAUAUAUUAUCCGGAAGAAGUCCUCGAACACGAGCUUCAAAUUCAAUCGCAGCAUCAAUACGAUUACCAAAGCCCAGAGAAUCGUUUCGCGAAAACUAAGCUAGCAGCCCGCCAGCAGCCAGCCCUUCCUCCAGGCCUUCGGGACGAGAGACGGGCGCAACACGCACCGCCGCUCUGUUUCUUCACGACAUUGUGACAAACAGAAAUUAUACCAAGACCAGCGGGACUAGGAGUCGCACGAGUGAAAAACAAGCCGGUGUCCACUGGUGAUCGGGGGAACUACCUCCUUCUUCGCGCAAGCGCUCAGCUGCUCGGGAGAGAGAGCCGCCGACCACCGAAUGUCAGCGGGUUUCGUCUGCUGGCAAAGAACGUACGCAAACAAGACCAACUGCAAAAUACGGGCCAGCACGUUUUUUCGUGCCGCGUGAAGCAAACUCCUGACAAGACCGGCUCUCCCGCCGUUCUUGACGAGAGCAGCCGGACGCCAUGGCGGCUGCGGCGGCGAGGAAGCUCCAGAAGGAGAUCGAAAUGACCUUGAAAAAGGUCGACGAUGGGAUAAUAGAGUUUGACACCGUCUGGGACGACGCGAACAGCAGUUCGAACCAGUCGAACAAAGAGAAACUCGGCGAGGAGUUGAAAAAGGCGAUAAACAAGCUGCAGCGGUUUCGUGUGCAGAUCCGAGAAUGGAUCGGCAUGUCCGAGGUGAAAAACAAGGACAAGCUGGAGUCGGCAAGGAAGCGAAUCGAGUUCAAUAUGCAGCGAUUCAAGGAGUUUGAGCGCGAGCUGAAAACAAAAGCAUACUCAACUUUCGCCCUGGCAAAGGACGAAGAGGAGGACUUAGACACUCAGGAAAAACGCGACGCAGAAGAUUGGCUUCGAAAACAGCUUGGUACUCUGCUGAUUUUUCACAUCAUUUUUGUUUUUGUCGAUUUCCCUUUUGUAGUUGCAGCGGUCUACUACAUGCAAAAAUGCAGGAAUGGGAAGCCCUACUUCUACUUCUAGAAAAAAAUCAACAACAAAUAAAUCAAAUUUUACAGAUGGGCUCAAUGAGGGCAUUGAAAUGUUUGAGGCCGACAUCGAAUCUGUCCUGUCCAAGAAAAAUCCAUCAGCCAGAGAAAAGGACGAAGCCGAAGAGUAGAAUAGAUACUUUUUUUUUUCUGUUGCUUUUUGAUUUUGCUUUCGCGUAGUGAGUGACUAGAUUUACGGGGCUGCAUAAGGAGAAGGUCAGAGAAUUUGGGCUAGGAGAACGCGUUUUUUGUGGCAAGAUAUUGCCGACGUGAAUAACGCUGAAAUCAACUACAACUACUUCAGGAAGCGACGUUUCAAGGAGCGGCACGAAUGGCACAUCGGAAAACUGGAGUGUCUCUUGCGUGCGUGCGACAAUGAUACUCUUGACCUGUCGGAACUCGCGGUCAUCAAGGAAAGUGUGGAGUACUACUUGGAAUGCGGCACAGAAGCAGAUUACUACCACGACGAGGCGCUCUACGACAACUUCGACAUAGACGCGUACUUGAUAAAGUUUAUUCAGUUUUGUUUGAUAAUGAUGACGACGGCGACUGCAAGCCAAGUUUUUUUCUCCGUCACACGCACAGCGAAGGAUUCAUUGCAAGACCACUACUUUUUUCUCGCAACGUAUUUUUCAUUUCUUUCUCCACGUUGCUUGACAGAUACGCUGCAGAGCAGGAGGUGGCACAAUCGAAGAAGGCCCUCCUCGCCGAUAAGGACUCUGAAGUAGCGGAGAAGUGUAUGCUCGGCGGCUCGGACAAGAAGGCAAAGGCAAAAAAGGCCGCCGCAGCAAAAAAAGUGUCGCAUAACCCCGCAGCGCAAAAGAACUUGGGAAAGGACCUGGAAAAAAAGAAGCGGGUUAUCGGGGAGGACGGGGAGCAGAAAAUAAGCGAGGACCAGCUCGUGCAGGAGGCAGAGGAGUUUAUCUGCAAGAUCUGCUAUGUGCACGUGGUUGGCUGCAGUCCGAAACUCACCAAAUGCUCGCACUUAUUCUGCGGCGAUUGCCUCGGCCAGUGGUUUGACCAGCACCCGGAAAUCCAAACCUGGGCGCAACGAGCAAAAACCGCGGGGGAUGUGCUCGCACGUACUUGGAUUGAUUUAUUUCGGAAACUUUGCUUAGCCUAGUCCUCGAGGGUGCUGCUUUUCUUUUGUCGCGUACUCGAAGAAGGAACUCCAGUGACUUUCAGAACUGCAGAGCUGAGCAAUUGAUACUGAACGAGUAAACUUGUAAAACAUUGGCAUCAACAUUGUUUAAAAAAGAUAAAGACACACCAAAAGCAAAACCAAAUUUGAAUCCCCAAACAAAACCACAGACAAAGUUCCGUGUCCUGUGUGUAAGACACCACUAAACGACCCGUUGGACCUCUACCCCAUCGGCCCAGCCGCAACCCAGUCCGAGCACGUGCUGCUUUGGCGGAUGCUAUCCAGCUUGAAAGUGAUGUGCGCAAAUCAUCCGAAGGUACUUACUUGUCAUUUUGCUGUUGUUUUGGGGGAGCGGAGCCCAAGAUGAUGACGAGGAAAAGAAUGAAGUGCAUCGCAAAUGAUACGAAAUAAAUUGAUUUUCUCUAAAUAUGAAUAUCAGGUCGAAAAGGGUAAAACGUGCGAGUGGAUCGGGGAGUACCAGCACUACCAGACACACAUACAGAAUUGUAAGGGCGAGACGCAGCCGAUCUGCAUGCCUGCUCCGCCAGCAAACACGAAACAGGUGGUCAAGUCCCCGGAACCAAAGCCCGUGGCGAAUAGCAAGAAUAGCUCAACGGCGAAGCAGCCCUCGGCGCCGCCUGCUCCAACUCCCGCGAUCGAGCCACCAGCACCUGCUCCAACUCCCGCGACCGAGCCACCAGCUUCCGGGCCGCCGCCAGGAAUCCAGCCGACCGCCCCCACCCCCGCGGCGCCGGCCACCAGCAGUGCGCCCACAAAGAGCACGAAAGCAGCAACUACGAAAACGAAGAACAAACAGCCCCCCGCACCCGCGGCGGCGGCACCCGUUGUUGUGCCCGCGCUACCGACGCCUGCACCCACGGAAGCUGCGCCCAAGGAGUUACAUCUACCCAUCACCAGUACCAACGGAACCUCAACCAACGAUCUACCCCAAAAACCCGCGCAGGUUCCAAAGCCUGUGCAGCAUCAGCCACCGGUAUUUCCUCCUGAUCCUUGUUUACUGAUGCACUACGUUAAGUUGAUGUAUCUCGCCCACCUAGAGGUAGAAGAAGCGACUACACGACACACGUUGAUUGGCUUGAUGAUGUUCUUGAUGGCACGACCAAGCAAAACCAAAAGACUUUUGUCGUACUAUGUAUACUAAACUUACUUUGGAAGCUGCAUAUCGAUGGAUGCUGAACAUUUGCUGAGUUCCUUGAUAUAAUGAAAAUAGGCUGAAACCAACAUAAAUCGACAGGCACCCCCCGCGAUUUCGCAACAUCAGCAGACAAAUGUGACCGUGAAUGUGACGGUGGUUAACUCCAACGGGCAGUCCACAACGCAACAGGUCCACACGACGACGCACCAAGAGCAACGAACGACGCAGCCCGCACCAGGUAUUAUUAUUAAGCAAUCUCGCCGUCGUAGUCGUGGUCGCAGGAUAAAACUGCAGGGAAAGCACGGCACGCGAGUCGCAUGAAUUAAGUAGAUUUUUGAGGUUUCCCUUCUGUCCCCGAUACGUGAUUCCUCGCGGCUAGCAAGUAUAACUUCCCGGAGCUGUGCGACGAGCCAUAGUGAUUUUUUGCUGCCCAUUGUCGAUGAAGCGAUGCUGCAAAAAUACAGAAAUCAUUCGCAAUGGAUACGAAACUUUAAAACAGCUCCCUCGGAUACCAAGGGCGGCGGAAAUCGAGGAACCCGCGAUACGGCGGAAAAAGGGAUCGCCACAUCCCGCUUCGAACCGCGCGGCGAAAACACAAUUGACAUAGAGGUUGGGCAGUCACUGCAGAUUAUCGAGGAGCACACCACUGGGUGGACCUAUGUGAGGAAUGAAGCUACAGGGAUCUCCGGCUGGGUACCCGCCUGGGUCGUGCAGCGCGUGCCACCAGUCCCCGAGCCAUCAAAGGUAGCAGAUACUUCAGCGUCAUCGAUGACACUUUACUUUUGUGCUUACCCCUUGCUAAACAAAAAGACACUAAGCGCACGCACGGAUGGAUCUUCUGAAAAUGAAUUGAAAAAAUCGAAGUCGUCGUCGUCCAAUCGCCAAAAAAAAAAAACAGCAUCCGCACAUGCCAGCGCUCGCACCAUUCGACAGGAGUUCAGAGAAUGAACUCAGCGUCCAGAAGGUAUAUAAGUAUUUAUAUUUUUCCAUAGCGCUUUUCAUUCCGCCCACUUCUCCACGUCUGUUAUCUUGCUUUUCGUCCUACAUACUCCGCUUCGCAUGGAUGCAUUUGCAAGCGCAAGAGACUGAGCAAACAAGAUUCGGCAUAUUUCAACAUCGAAAUUUACCAAUUAAUUUGACAGGGCGAAUGGAUCGAAGUAGUAGAGCGGCACGAAACUGGCUGGACUUUCGGGCGCAUCAAGCGGAGCGACAAAUUCUCGGAGGAGGGGUGGUUUCCCGAUUGGGUCAUCCAAAGCAGGGCGCCAUAACGCUUUGCCGUGGCUCCUGCUGGCGAUGAAUUCCUUAAAGUUCGCAAGGGCAACUUCGCGAACUCGUAUGUUUAUUCGCUGGUAUGAGACGCAGGAUAAAGAUAAACCGACGAUUUGAUCAUAACACACAACAUCUAUACUAUCGAAACUGACAAAUUUAGUCCGCAAAUCUAUGGUUUGCUGACGAAGUGGCAUCCUGAUGCUGCAGACCGACACAGUUUAAAUCCGAUAUGAGACUUCAAGCGAUGAUAUCAGUUGUAGCAGACUGAGGAGACCCCUUUUCGACCACACAGAUCUUGUUUUUCCCAAGAUUCUACUCUGUUCUUCUCUUCUACCCUUUCGAGAGGAAAGUAGAGAAUCUGCCCCCGGGAAAGAAGAUCUGGUCGAAAAAUGAGACGAUGAUGAACAUAUUUGGCAUGAU
Amoebophrya sp. A120 is the source of this 5738-nucleotide messenger RNA. Lineage: Eukaryota; Dinophyceae; Syndiniales; Amoebophryaceae. The record is from the annotation of a GenBank genome assembly.